AUGGGAUGUUUACUAAGUAUUGACGAGAAGGAAGCUGUUCUUAGAUCUAAACAGAUAGAUGCCUCACUCAAAAGCGAUGGCGAAAAAAUGGCAAGAAUAGCUAAGCUAUUGUUGUUGGGUGCUGGUGAAUCUGGAAAAAGUACAAUACUUAAGCAGCUAAAGAUUAUUCACCAGUCUAGCUACACAAGAGAGGAGUGCUUACUUUAUAAACCUGUUGUUUAUAGCAACACCGUUCAGAGUAUGAUAGCAAUUAUACGAGCAAUGGGUCACUUGUACAUUAAAUUUGAGGACGAGUGUCGAACAGACGACGCUCGAACUUUAUUUGCGUGUGCGAAUGAGGCCGCAGACGGUUACUUAUCAACUGAAUUAUACAAUGCUCUUUAUCAACUCUGGAAUGAUGGCGGUGUUCAGCAAUGUUUUAAACGUUCAAGAGAAUACCAACUAAAUGAUUCAGCAUCUUACUUUUUCAAUUCUUUAGAUAGAUUGGCUAAACAUGAUUACAUUCCGACCGAUCAAGACGUAUUAAGAACACGUGUGAAGACUACGGGCAUACAAGAAACUCAGUUUUCUUACAAAAAGAUUGAGUUCCGGUUAGUAGAUGUCGGCGGACAAAGAUCAGAAAGAAAAAAGUGGAUUCAUUGUUUCCAAGAUGUCACUGCAAUCAUAUUUGUGGUUGCAUUAAGUGAGUAUGAUCUUGGUCUAGCUGAAGACCAAACAACUAAUCGAAUGGUUGAAUCUAUGAAUUUAUUUGAUUCUAUAUGUAAUAAUAGUUGGUUCACUGAGACCAGUAUGUUGUUAUUUUUGAAUAAGCGCGAUUUGUUUGAACAAAAAAUCUACCAUUCACCAUUGACAAUUUGUUUUCCAGAAUAUAUAGGUGAAAAUAAUUAUCAAGAAGCUGGAUUAUAUAUACAGACAAAAUUUGAAGCACUUAAUAGACAGACAACAAAAGAAAUCUAUACACAUUUUACAUGUGCGACAGAUACUACAAAUAUACAGUUUGUAUUCGAUGCUGUAACAGAUGUUAUCAUAAGGCGUAAUCUUAAAUUAGAUGGACUUUUAUAA
Messenger RNA from Schistosoma margrebowiei, 1062 nucleotides. NCBI's taxonomy places the organism in Eukaryota, Metazoa, Platyhelminthes, Trematoda, Strigeidida, Schistosomatidae. The record is from the annotation of a GenBank genome assembly.